Messenger RNA from Apus apus (common swift), 2805 nucleotides. RefSeq names its product calcium release activated channel regulator 2B (gene CRACR2B). The coding region runs from base 504 to 1748 and encodes 414 amino acids. Gene Ontology annotation, molecular function: calcium ion binding. The record is from RefSeq and is a predicted model, not a curated record. Lineage: Eukaryota; Metazoa; Chordata; Aves; Apodiformes; Apodidae. The transcript is spliced from 11 exons.
AUGUGCAGUAUGGUUGAAUUAGCAUUACUAUAGUAAUUGUAACUUUCUGUAUUUCCUGACCUUUAUCCAUGCAACCCUAAGGAUUCAUUAAUGUGACUUCAAAAUGCUAUUUAUAUUUUUUUGUGCUUGAUAAGCUUUUUUUUCUGGUCAGUACUAAGAGAAGCCUUCCGAAGGAUCCUAGGAGGAGAUGAGAGACAGGACAAGGCUAUGAGGUACAGCAAAGCAGUUUGCUCCCUUUUUUGUGCUGUUCUAGCAGCAUCUCAUCUAAGACCAUGGUUCAGUGUUAAUCAUCACCUCUGCAGCAAUGGUAAACAAUAUGGAGCAGAGUAGAAACAAGACAAAGACUCACUGAGUGCAGUGAUACUGUAUUUCACUCCAGAGAAUGGUUGUUAUUCCCCUGAUGGAAGAGAGAAACAUUAUUUAUUUUCUUUUUGAAGAGCUGGACGUGCUUAAUUAACAGCUCUUCUGUUUGCCCCUGCCCUGAGGGAAAAAGCUUUGAGAGGAUGGAGAAAGAGAGGGAAGCACUCUUGGGAUACAUCCGCUGGGAAGGAGAAGAGGAAAGGGGUGAGGAAGAUGGGGUAGCUCCCGGUGCUUCUCAUUCCAGCCAAAUGAGUGAAUUGGAAGAUAUGCAGGUGGAGAUGCUUGAGAAGGCAAGGGAGCUCUUCCAGCUGUGUGACAAGGAUGAGAAGGGUUUUAUCACCAAGGUGGACAUGCAGCGGCUCCAGACUGAACUCCCCCUAACCCUUGAACAGCUGGAGACGGUUUUUGACAGUUUGGAACAAAACAAUAACGGAUACCUGACGCCUGUGGAGUUCAGCAUGGGACUAGGAAAGUUAAUAGGGAUUGAAUUGUGUCAAGGGGCUGGGAGAAUGGAUCACUCCAGACAGGAGGAGACCUUUGAAUCAGGCUGGUCAGAUGACUUGGACCCAGUGGAUGAUGAAGAGAAACGAUUUUGUUCCAUGAUGGAGCAGUUCGGAACAGCCCACAUGUUUGAAGAUCCACAUGAGAUUAGGGAGCUCUGGGCUCAGCUACGAAAGGAACGUCCGGAGUUCAUACCCAGUUUUGAAGAGUUACUGUUGCGUGUUUCAGCAUACAUAAGGGAGGUGAAUAAUGAGAAGGAGUCUAUGGAGCAAGCAUUGAAGCGGAAGGAGACAGACCAUGACCGAGAAGUCAGGUGCCUUUAUGAAGAAAUGGAGCAACAGAUCAAAGCAGAAAGGGAGAGGCUGAUCUGCCAGGAAGCACUGAGACAUGACAGGAGUAACCUGCUCCAGAAGGAGCUGCACAGCAAAGAGCAGGAGCUGGAGAAAAUCCUCUAUUGCCAGAAGAAGCUGGAACAUCAGCUACAGUCUCUGAGCUCGGAGCAGCUGGAGACUCGCAUGCAGAACGAAAGGCUCCGGUACCUGAAUGAAAACCUGCUGGAAGAGCUGGAGAAAAGCAAAUGGGAGCUGGAGGCAGUGAAGGGGCAAUUACAGAAGCUCCAGAAAGAGGCUCAGCUUGAACAAGAGCAGAAGGACAGGGAUGUGUUUAGAGUCUCCAAGAACAUGCAGAAAGAGAAACAAAGCCUCCUUCGGCAGCUGGAGCUCCUCAGUAGGGAGAUGAACAAGAAACUUCGAGAUAAGCGAGAUGCUUUUGAAGCCAAGAAGCUGGUUAGUUCAAGAAAGAAAAUCCUAAUUCCUGGCCACCCUCCUUUCGUCUGCUGCUGUUGCUGUCCUCACUCGGAAGCCUUUCACUUCCACGGGGGACAAUGACCUGAACUCACAAGGCCUAGUGUGGUGCUUAAUACAAACCUCACAGCACUUAUUUGCCUGUGCUAGAGAUGAGCUCUGCUGGUUGCUGUUGCAAUCUGCCGAGGUUUCACGCAAGGCAUAUUAGCUUGUGACUGUCACACAGCCCUGUGCAGGACUGCAGUGGGUACUGUAUGCUGCACAGCUGGGAUCUGUUCAUUGUGACAGGCACUGGGCACAUGCAAGGAGGCGAGUGAAGCUGGAUGCAUCCCUGGAGCUGAGUGGUGAGGAAGAAGAAUAUGGAUUCCCAGAUACGUUGCCAGCUGACUGGGGGUGGAGGGUCAUGGGAAAGAUUUUGAGUUUCUCUGAUCCCUUGAGUUUGUAGCUUAUGUUUUCAGAUGUUGCUCUGGGGCAGCUCCCCAUUCCUGUGAACUCUGCUGGGGUGGAGGUGCAGCAGUAAGCCUUGUGUUGUAGGGCUAGGAGAAAGCAGGGGACCUCUGGCAUCUGGAACAGUCAACUUCAUCCAUCUCUGGCCUUUCCCAGUCUCCAAGAUAAGUACAAAUAUGUGAUCUAUUUUUAAUUCUUAUUGUUUUUUUAUUGAAAAAGUCUUUGUGGUCCCAAAUGUCCUUGCAAGACUACUCUGUGCUCUUUUUGGACCCAUCCCUGCCACCAUGUGUCUUUGCCUGCUCUGCCACCAUACUUCACUUGAAGAUCUAGAAGUAGCUGUGAGCACAGGCAGUGGUAGGCUGGGAGAGACUUUCUGGCUGGUAUGUAAAGAAACAUGGAAGGAAGCACAGGGAUUGUGCCCAGCUGGGGAUGAGAUGCCCUGCUGGGGGAGAGGCUGGAGAUCUUCUCCAAGUAGACCAGCAGCUGUGUAAAAUAACUUGAGUAACAGUUUUGGAUGGAGGUGAGUUGUGUGUGCAUGUGCCUUUGUGUGUGUAUUUCUGAAAUCUGAAGGAUGAUUAUUUUUUUUCUUUCAAUUUUUAAAGCUGCUAAGUAUGUGUGUGUACCAGAGCUUCCUGAUCUCUCUUGGAGAAAAAAUAAAUCAAUAAAUAAAGUCAGUCUGUAGUAGAGUCCAGUA